AUGGUUUCCAGCACACAAACAAAUGGCGUAUCUGGCAGCGGCACACGUCGACGAAGCUCAAAUAUAUUCUCCCAGUUCGAACACAAGCGAAUAAUCAGCGUGACGCACAUGAUACCGUAUAUUGCAUGUAUACAAACAAAAGAAUCUCAAGAGGAUGCAAUAAUUUGGAACUUGAAACCACGACGCGGUCAUUCGGCGCUCUACUCUGGUAUACGAUCGUUAAGCGCGGAAUGCGACAACUUCUUAAUUGGGUUCGCCGGGGAAAUAUAUUACGAUCAAGAAGAAGCUGGAAAAGCUCUCGAUCAAACGCAGUUCAGUGAUAAGUAUAAGAAAAGUUUGAAGACGUUGUUGGCUAAGGAUAAAGUUAUUCCUGUGUUUUUGGACGACGAGGAACAUCAUGGGCAUUAUGAAGGGUAUUGCAAGUCCGUUCUAUGGCCAAUGUUUCAUUACAUGUUAUGGGAUGAGGUUACCGAUGGCCGAGAAGAGGGCAAAAAUUGGGAUCAGUAUGUACAAGUGAAUGCUCGAUUCGUCGACAAAAUUGUUGAGAUUUAUCAACCAGGAGAUAUAGUAUGGAUCCACGACUACCAUUUACUACUAAUUCCCGAUAUGCUGCGCCAACGAAUUCCUGAUGCGCCAAUUGGUCUGUUUAUUCAUGCGCCAUUUCCUAGUUCCGAAAUCUUUAGGUGUUUGCCAAAGCGAAAAGAAAUUUUGCAUGGCAUGUUGGGUGCGAAUCAAAUAGGGUUUCAGACAUACUCAUAUGCUAGUCACUUCAUUAGCAGCUGUACACGCGUCCUAGGCUAUGAAUCAACGCCUAAAGGAGUCGAUACUCCUAAUCUUGUGGUCGCGGUCGGCACAUUCCCGAUUGGAAUUGAUGCUGAAAAAACCGAACAACAACGAAAAGAUCCAGGGGUAGCAAUAAAAAUGGCUUCCAUCAAAGAAAUGUACGCCGGCAAAAAAAUCAUUGUCGGACGUGACAAACUGGACUUGGUAAAAGGCGUCAUGCAGAAACUGCAAGCUUUUGAGAAGUUUUUAUGUGAUUAUCCACAAUGGAGAAAUAAGGUAGUCUUAAUCCAAGUGACCUCGCCAGCACUCACCGAAUCCCCAAAACUCGAACGCAAAGUCUCUGAACUAGUCGCACACAUAAACGGCACCUACGGCUCGCUAGAAUUCAAUCCGGUACACCACUACCACAACCACAACGUCGAUCAAGACGAGUAUUUCGCGUUGUUGAGCGUGGCAGAUAUUGGGCUGAUUACGUCGGUGCGUGACGGGAUGAACACUACGUCAUUGGAGUAUAUUAUGUGUCAGCAAGAGAAUCAUGGACCGUUGAUUUUAAGCGAGUUCACUGGGAUGGCGGGAUCGCUUAGUUCAGCGAUCAUGGUCAAUCCGUGGGAUUACGCGGGUGUUGCGAGAGCGAUAAAUGAGGCGUUGGAGAUGCCGAAAGAGGAGAAAUUGGUCAAACAUUCGCAACUCUAUAAUCACGUAACAGUACACACAGCCCAAUAUUGGGCAAAAUCCUUCAUCAAAGAACUCCGCACAAAUCUCGUAAACCAAGUCCAAUCAUACACGACUCCUUAUUUAAAGCUAGAUCUCCUAUUAAGUCAAUACAAGGAGGCGAAACAGCGACUAAUAAUGCUUGAUUAUGAUGGUACACUCACUCCAAUAGUAAGAACACCAAGCGCAGCAGUCCCCCCGCCUCAUAUGCUCGAAGCGCUAAAGUCGCUUGCUUCAGAUCCUUGUAAUAGUGUGUGGGUAAUUUCUGGUCGUGAUCAGGAAGCUUUAGAUCAAUGGCUUGGUAAUAUACCCAGACUUGGAUUAAGCGCAGAGCAUGGUAGCUUCAUAAAAUACCCCGACAACGGCAAGUGGAUAAAUCUCACCGAGAAUAUCGACAUGAGCUGGAAGAACGACGUGACUGAAGUCUUUACAUAUUACACUGAGCGGACGCAGGGCUCGUUUAUCGAGCAUAAACAGUGUUCGAUAACAUGGCAUUAUCGGAUGGCUGAUCCUGUUUAUGGGUAUUUGUUUGGAGCUUUUCAAGCAAAAGAAAUGCAAAAUCAUCUUGAAAGUGCUUUAUUACCGAAGCUUCCUGUUGAGAUUCUGUUAGGCAAAAAGAACUUGGAAGUACGACCGACUCUUGUGAAUAAGGGUGAAAUCGUCAAACGGUUACUAGUCACCAUGCCUAAUGUAGACUUUAUAAUAUGUGCGGGCGACGACAAAACCGAUGAAGACAUGUUCCGUGUGUUACGUAACUCCGAAAUUGACGACGACGCUCAUUUCUGUAUUACGAUUGGGUCGGCGAAUAAGAAAACGUCGGCGCAGUGGCAUGUUGGGUCGCCGGAGGAGGUUACGCAGGUGCUUGAGAAGUUGACUGUUUAG
Molecule: messenger RNA, 2376 nt
Organism: Ambispora gerdemannii
Lineage: Eukaryota; Fungi; Glomeromycota; Glomeromycetes; Archaeosporales; Ambisporaceae
Source: the annotation of a GenBank genome assembly